Molecule: messenger RNA, 1074 nt
Organism: Ambispora leptoticha
Lineage: Eukaryota; Fungi; Glomeromycota; Glomeromycetes; Archaeosporales; Ambisporaceae
Source: the annotation of a GenBank genome assembly
AUGUUCCCUGAUAGGGGUGACCAAUUAAAGGCGACAACAAUAAGACGUGUUCAAACCGAAAGCACCACGGGGUCUGUGGACUCGCAACGCGUCAGACUAACAUUAACAAUAAGUGUAGAUAAAAUAGACUUUGAUCCUCAAGGUGGCUUAUUACGAAUAAGAGGUAGAAAUAUAGUAGAGAAUAGAUAUGUUAAGAUGGGCAUGUAUCAUACUAUAGAUUUGGAGCUUAAUCGAAACUUCACAUUAAUCAAGAGUGAAUGGGACAUAAUCGCACUUGAACGAGUGGAAGAAGCUUGCGAUAUCACUAAAACUGCGGAUGUGGCAGCUGUAGUCUUGCAAGAAGGAUUAGCUAAUGUGUGUCUUGUCACACAAAACAUGACUAUUGUGCGUCAGCGAAUAGAGAGUCCGAUUCCGAGAAAACGUAAAGGAUCAGUGACAAACUAUGAGAAGGGGUUAUAUAAAUUUUACGAGCAGGUUAUGCAAUCGAUAAUACGGCAUGUCAAUUUUGAUGUGGUCAAAGUAGUGAUAAUAGCAAGUCCUGGUUUUGUCAAGGAUCAACUAUAUGAGCAUAUUUUUGCAGAGGCUGUGAAAUCAGAUAAUAAAACCCUAUUGGAAAACAAAUCAAAAUUUUUACUCAUACAUUGCUCGUCGGGUCACAAGCAUUCACUGCAAGAAGUGAUGCAAGAUCCGUCCGUCCAGUCACAACUAGCCGAUACGAAAUACGCACAAGAAAUGACGACUUUAGACAAAUUUUUUAAAAUGUUGAACGACGAUCCUGAUAGAGCAUUCUAUGGAUGGGAACAUGUUAGUAAGGCUGGAGAAUUGGGCGCGAUUGGUACUUUGAUGCUUAGUGACGAGCUGUUUAGGUCUGCAGAUAUUGCUACACGUAAACAAUAUAUAUCAUUGGUGAAAUCUGUACGAAAUAGUGGUGGCAAAGUAUUAAUAUUCUCUAGUUUGCAUGUGUCCGGUGAAAAUCUUAACCAACUGACGGGAGUGGCAGCAAUAUUAAAUUUUCCCGUGCCUGAUAUAGAAGAGGAGGAACUUAAUAACAAUAAUAGUAACGGCAAAUCAUGA